ACGAUCACCUAACUAAAGGUUUUAUCUAUGAAAAUACAAGCAAAGAGAAGAAAAUGGUUUUUACUCUGCCUAAACGCCUUAAGACUGCCAAGAAGAAAGCCAUCGACUACGGAAAAGAAUUCCGUGGUUGGUUGGAAAAACUCCAUGUGCAGGAGGGCGACAUGCCUAAGAUAAUGAAACAACUAGUUGUCCAAGCAAAACAAGUACGAGACAAACGAGUUGACGGGAACUGGACUGUUGGUAAUAUCCAAGUAGAACUUGAGGGUAUAGCUCUAGCAAUAAGGCAACUGCAAGCACGCGAAAUGAAGUUUGCGGACAGCGCGAAAGCAAGGACUGUCCAUAGAAGAAAAAUCGUAAUUCUGAAGACUAGGUCAGACAAAUUAAUCGAGGAGAUGAACAACAAAUAUAAUGUUGUUGUGACGGAGGAGCACAAAAAGAGUGGGAUCUUUCCCUGGCACAAUUCCGUUGUUUCUGUUUCAAAUCACUUUCAAGCUGUGAAUGCGUGGAUGCUAGAACAGAGAUUUCGCGAAGAAGUGAUUCAAACCGAAAAGGAAAUGGUGACAUUCAUUGAGACCAUUUGUAAAGUUCGAAGAAACUUAGAAGAAGAUAUUAAAAAACUCCAGGAUCAAAUCAGUGCAGGGAAUCAACAGUUUCACCGAGGACAAAUUGUUCUUAAACAACUCGAAAUUGCGCGAUGGAAGAAAGUUUUGGCUGAUGCGACUAUGCUCUUCGAUGUCGAAUCCGACUUUUUGGAUGAAGACACGUUCGCCUACGACAUUGAAAAUGGCAUCGAAGACCUUCUAUUAGAUAAUAUUCAAGAAGAUGGUGAUGAGGAAAAUGAAGCAUACGAAGAAGAUAGCGAAGAGGAGACUGCUGAUUACCAGGAUUACAGCGACGAAGAGACAAACGAUUAUCAAGACUACGCUGACGAGGACAAUGAAGGAAACAAUUAAUAUCGAUCGUUUGAAACUCUCUUAUAUAUAGUUAUGCAAAUCCUGUAAUUAGGGCUACUUUUGAAAUGGAGCUAUUGAUGAAAGGGAAUAAAAGUAUAAUUAUGAGGUU
Daphnia pulex (common water flea) is the source of this 1062-nucleotide messenger RNA. RefSeq lists its product as uncharacterized. NCBI's taxonomy places the organism in Eukaryota, Metazoa, Arthropoda, Branchiopoda, Diplostraca, Daphniidae. The coding region runs from base 54 to 953 and encodes 299 amino acids. The transcript is spliced from 5 exons. The record is from RefSeq and is a predicted model, not a curated record.